CUAAAUGUUUUCAUUUUGUUGCUAAAGGUGGAUUACAAGAUUUUAAAAAGCCCUGUGUUUUCCCUUGACAACAGUAAAUUGCCGAUCUUCAAAAACAUUCAAGGUUUUUUUAAAAAGUCAACAACAUUCCUUGGUCAUUUCUUUAAACCAGAUAUGACAUUUUGGUGGGAAUCAACGCGUGGGAUUAAACUCUUGAGAAACCUGGUUUCUCUUUGCGGACUGUUGCUGCUCCUGGUCCUGGUCCUGUUGUAUAAUGGCCCGUUUCUAAUCCUGUGGUGGCACCAGAGAUCUGCCGAGAAUGCUGCAGUCUUACCCCUGGAUAUGGCUCCAGAUUCCAUUGACGACAUGUAUGAUGGCUGUCGUUCUAAAUCCAUGUCUCUCAUCAACCUGUAUGGUGUGUUUGAGUGGCAAGUCAACAUGAACUUUAGCUACGCCUGGGCUGUAGUCGAGAGAAAUGCCAAGAAACCUGUGCACAAGCACCUGCAAGACGAUCACGCCACGUCCUUGUACAUUUUCACAAAACUGGCCAACAUCCGUAAGGAUUUCAACACGGCCGUGAAAACGGGAAAACACAAGUACAGCACCGAUGGCUUCAUGUUUCAUUUUCUGUAUUUCUACUUGACCGAUGCCAUUCAAGCCCUGAAUCCGAACCACUCAGAGUGCCGAACCGUUUACUUGAGAACUUGGAAACGGUUCGAGCAGGAUAUCGUCAACACAAACGUCCGCUUUGGGGGAUUCACCUGGGCAAUCUCAAGCAAGCAGUCAUCUAAGGUCAAGGGCAACGUCUCCUGUUUUGAGAUCCAAACGUGUUUCGGUGCUGACAUCACGCAUUACUCCAGCGUAAACCAGAGGGGACAGGUGCUCAUUCCAACCUAUGAGGUUUUCCGGGUCACGGACGUUGUGAUGGGCGACCCGUGGUGCGGCGUGGUCUACAAGCUUCAGAGCACCAAGAAACCAAAAGCAGACCAAAACUGCAAACUGAGUCAGGAGCUGACAAAAUCCCUUUUGGGUGGAGGAUUUUUAAACUGGGGUGGAGGCAACACUGUGACCAUGUCAGCAUGCGCUGCGCUGCUAAUGAUAAACUCUUUCAUUCUCGUGAAACGCAAACAGAAAAGCUACGUGGCUGUUGUGUUGGGUGCUGUGAUCGUCCUGAUGAUUUUCAUGUUAUUGCUUAUUUAACUGCAGUCUUAAUUUAUAUUAUAAACACUUGGAGGACAUUCAAAUAUUCCAAAAGACAUUUUCUUUAAAAGUAUUUUCCAAAAUAAUUAACUACAAAAUGGUGAUUAUUUGUCCUAAAUGAAUAUCUUUGUUCUGCAUAUGUACAUUGGGAAUUUUGUGAAUUCACCUGACCAAAUAAAAUAAAGCAAAGUCCUAUAUGUACUAAGUUUGUAAGCCAAAUUAAAAGAGCUAUAACACAGAUGAAAAAUGGUAACUUCAAGUCCAAAAUGUCUUUAAAUUAUUAAUUUUUGUUUAAUUCUAGGGUUGAUUUUAACUUCUAGUUGGUGGUUGAGCUGUUUCUUUGCACAGAAUCUUUAUUAAGUUUUAGUUUAUCAAUUUGUGGUUUUGAAUGUCUGAGCUCCACAGGAAGUGGUCUGCAGGGGUCUUAUGAGAAGCAGGAAGUGGGAUGUUGACUACGAACUCUUGUUGCUCUGCAGAAAUACUGUUAACACACAGAAAUAAUCUAUUUAUGUGUGAGGCCAUUCAUGACAAUAGAAUAAUAGUGGUGUGAAUAAAUGCAUGGUCUUGAA
This is a messenger RNA of Xiphophorus couchianus (Monterrey platyfish), 1748 nucleotides long. RefSeq names its product ecto-ADP-ribosyltransferase 4-like. The transcript has 3 exons. The record is from RefSeq and is a predicted model, not a curated record. Gene Ontology annotation, molecular function: NAD+ poly-ADP-ribosyltransferase activity; NAD+-protein-arginine ADP-ribosyltransferase activity. The coding region runs from base 154 to 1179 and encodes 341 amino acids. Lineage: Eukaryota; Metazoa; Chordata; Actinopteri; Cyprinodontiformes; Poeciliidae.